UGACAUUGUAAAUAAAGGUUAAGGUUUUUUGAAAGUAUAUUUUCUGCUCAAUUUUUUUAAAUAUGGCUAAAUUUCUCAAUGUACGAAGUUGCAUGUCUUUCGCGAGUGAUAGUUUUUUUCAGAGGGUUAGAAAUUCAUUGACAGAAUCAGGCAUUAUUUGGGAAAAUAUUGUAUCGAAACAUUUAAGUCCUAUGCAAGCUUAUGGAAGAUCUGCAGAAAUUGACAAAGCAUUUUACCAUAAAACAGGAAUAGAUAUAGUUUUAGAUCGUCGAGGAUUCGAGCCGCAACAUAUCAGCUGCUCGAUAACAACGGACAGCGUAGAAAUUUUGGCAGAAAGAAAAAUCGAACAAGGCCACAUGAAAGCUGCUAAAAGAUACCUAAAAUUGCGCCAACAAAUUGAUCCGAACACUGGAGAAUGCUGCAUGUCAUCAGAGGGGAUAAUUUUAUUAACUGCAAGUUGGUUGUAAAAAUUUAAAAAUAUAAAUAUAUUUUAUUAUAUACAGUGUACAGAAUUAUACAUCAAAGUAAACUUUUGUCAAAUAAUUUAUAAAAAUUUAAG
Molecule: messenger RNA, 559 nt
Organism: Brassicogethes aeneus
Lineage: Eukaryota; Metazoa; Arthropoda; Insecta; Coleoptera; Nitidulidae
Source: the annotation of a GenBank genome assembly